Messenger RNA from Oryzias latipes (Japanese medaka), 2870 nucleotides. Lineage: Eukaryota; Metazoa; Chordata; Actinopteri; Beloniformes; Adrianichthyidae. The record is from RefSeq and is a predicted model, not a curated record.
UGAACGACCGCAUACAUCAAGGCCCAGACUUGACUAAUAAAUUACUGGGCGUACUUCUAAAGUUCAGACAAGAGCCUGUUGCACUGAACGCCGACAUUGAAGGCAUGUUCUACCAGGUCAGAGUACCACCAAACCAAAGAGAUGCACUUCGGUUCCUGUGGUGGCAAGAUGAUGACCCAGACAAACCACCCAAACAAUAUCGCAUGACUGCUCACCUUUUUGGGGGUGUAUGGAGUCCAAGUGCUGCUGCCUUUGCCCUACAAAGAGCUGCAGAAGACAACAAGGGCAGCUACGGUGAUGAUGUGGUCCAAACCGUGAAGAGGAACUUCUAUGUCGACGACUGCUUGAAGUCCUUACCCACAGAGGACGCGGCUAUCGCACUCGCCUCAGAACUCCGUCAACUACUUGCCAACGGGGGCUUCAAGCUUACUAAGUGGUUGAGCAACUCUAAAAGGGUGAUGAAAUCCAUCCCAGCUGAUGAAUGGGCCAAGUCUGUGUGCGAGCUCAACCUUGAUCAGGACGACUUACCUUAUGAGCGCACCUUGGGUGUAUUGUGGAAUGCGGAGCAGGACUGUUUCACCUUUGAUGCUAGACCCAUCAGCAGACCAGCAACAAAAAGAGGUCUGCUGUCCGCAACCAGCUCCGUCUACGACCCUUUGGGGUUUGCAAGUCCUUUCGUACUAAAAGCAAAAUUGCUCUUCCAAGAGCUGUGUCGUCAGAAGUUGGACUGGGAUGCACAACUUCCAGAAGCCAUUGCAGAUCAGUGGAGGAGGUGGUUGACAGAUCUACCCCUCCUAUCUGCUCUGACUAUUCCCAGAUGCCUCAGAAUAACAACGCCUGGCAAUUCUUCAGAAGUCCAGCUGCAUCACUUCUCUGAUGCCUCAGAGGCUGCAUACGGUGCUAUAUCCUACCUCAGGGUGAACAACAGGUGCACACUCAUCAUGUCCAAGGCUAGGUUGGCCCCAUUAAACCCAACCACCAUACCGCGCCUGGAGUUGCUCGCUGCUGUCACUGCAACUGAUCUGGACCAGCAUAUCAAACUCCAUCUAGAAAUUCCUGUGGAUCAAACCUUCUUCUGGACUGACAGCACUAUUGUGCUUCACUACAUUAACAAUCAAGAACGACGCUUUGCCACCUUUGUUGCCAACCGCAUAGCAAAGAUUCAGGAACGCACCGAGCGUCAUCAAUGGAAGUAUGUUGACACAGCAUCCAACCCUGCAGAUGAUGUCUCGAGAGGAAUGUCUGCCAGUGACAUCCUGUCAAGUGAACGAUGGGUCUCAGGACCAUCGUUUCUUCAAGGCUCAGAGGAAGACUGGCCCACUCAGCCCAAGCUGGGCAGCCUACCUGAGAUAGCCGAGAUCAAACAAACCAAAGCAGUGUACAUGGCCAGUUGCAAAACAGCUGAUGGUUUGGACAACCUGCUAGAGCGAUAUUCUGACUGGCACCGUCUAAGACGUGCAGUAGCCAUUUUGCUACGGCUGAAAAGCCUGCUAUGCAAGAAACCAGGCAAGCAACUCCUAGAACCUAUCACCGUUGAGGAGAUACAAGCUGCAGAAGUAGCUAUACUCCAGAAUAUACAGGGCUCAUGCUUCGGUUCUGGUGAAAUUCCAUCAAGCUGCAUCGCCAGUCUCAAGCCAUUCAAGGAUGACAAGACGGAUCUACUACGUGUGGGAGGACGUCUUGUGAAUGCACCAAUCCCCUUUGAAGCAAAGCAUCCAGUCAUACUACCUAAAUGCCAUCAUAUCACCAAGUUACUCAUCAAACACUACCACCUUCGGCUCGGGCACUCAGGCAUGGAACGGGUUCUCUCAGAAAUUCGCCAACGCUUCUGGAUUUUAAAGGCACGGUAUGCUCUCAAUGCUGUCCUCAAAUCAUGCAUGGUGUGUCGCAAGCUGAAGGCAGUACCUGACCACCAGCAGAUGGCAAACUUGCCUGACUCGAGAGUAACUCCAAGUGAACCAUGCCUCAGCCGCGUUGGCGUUGAUUAUUUCGGCCCUCUGCUGGUAAAGCGAGCCCGCAGCGAACUCAAGAGGUACGGAUGCCUAUUCACGUGCCUUACAACCAGAGCUAUCCACCUGUUGGUCUCAAACACCCUCGAUACGGAUUCCUUUCUCAAUGCUCUGCAGAGGUUCAUCGCCAGGAGAGGCGAACCCAAAGAAAUCAGAUCUGAUAAUGGAACCAACUUUGUUGGAGGUCUGCGCGAACUUCGUCAGGCUGUUGCUGAGUGGAACCAGAGAAAGAUAGCAGACCACCUUUUGCAGAGCAACAUCAAGUGGAUCUUCAACCCACCAGGUGCCUCACACAUGGGUGGUGUCUGGGAGAGGCUGAUACGAUCUGUUCGCUCUGUGCUCAACGCUGUCAUCGCACUUCAGCCACUUGAUGAUGAAGGGCUAGCCACGCUCUUUUGCACCAUUGAAGCUAUCCUCAAUGGCCGCCCCAUCACCAAGCUAAGUGAGGACCCUACUGACCACUUACCACUGACACCCAACCACCUACUGCUACUUCGCGCAGGUCCGUCUCUUCCACCUGGCGCCUUUGUAAAGAAGGACUUAUACCGACGUCGCUGGCGUCAAGUUCAGUUCCUCGUUGACGUCUUCUGGAUGAGAUGGCUGAAGGAAUACUUACCCACACUCCAGAAGCGUCAGAAAUGGCUUCAUCCUAGGCGCAACUUGCAAGUGGGUGAUCUGGUUCUCAUCCUCAAUGAGAACACUCCACGCAACAGCUGGCCCCUAGGGCUCGUGGUUGCUACUCACCCGGGCGAAGAUGGACUAGUUCGAAGUGUUCGAGUGAAAACAGCUUCAGGUGAACUUGAUCGUCCUACUGCCAAGAUUUGUCUGCUGGAGGCCAAUCUGGUGGGCGAAUCUAAAUAA